AUGCCAUCCUCCAUCAUGUCAGGCCUCCUCCUGCUGGCAGGCCUGUGCUGCCUGGUACCAGCCUCCCUGGCUGAGGGUCUCCAGGGAGAUGCUGCGCAGGACACAGAUGCAUCCAGGCACGACCAUGGCUCAGCCAGUUACACGAUUUCCCCGAACCUGGCUGACUUCGCUUUCAGUCUCUACCGCCAGGUGGCCAAUCAGUCCAAAACCACCAAUGUCUUCUUCUCCCCAGUGAGCAUCGCUACAGCCUUUGCCAUGCUCUCCUUGGGGGCCAAGGGUGAGACUCACACCCAGAUCCUGGAGGGUCUAGAUUUCAACCUCACUGAGAGAGCAGAGGCUGACAUCCACAGAGGCUUCCAGGGUCUCCUCCAUAUCCUCAACCAGCCAGACAACCAGCUGCAGCUGACCACCGGCAAUGGCUUAUUCCUCGAUGACAGUGUGAAGCUAGUGGAUAAGUUUUUGGAGGAUGUCAAGAAAAUAUAUCAUUCAGAAGCCUUCUCCGUCAACUUUAAGGACUCCAAGGAAGCCAAGAAAAAAAUCAACGAUUAUGUAGAGAAGGGAACCCAAGGAAAAAUUGUGGAUCUGGUCAAAGACCUUGACAAAGACACAGUUUUGGCUCUGGUGAAUUACAUCUUCUUUAAAGGUAAGUGGAAGGCUAACUUUGAGGCUGAGGGUAUAGCAAAAGGAGACUUCCAUGUGGACAAGGAGACCACAGUACAGGUGCCCAUGAUCUACCGCGCGGGCAUGUUUGAAGCAAUGCAAGACAGGGAGAUCUCCUCCUGGGUGCUAUUGCAGCGCUACAGGAACAGAUUCUGCGCCUACCUGAUCCUGCCCGACCCAGGGAAGAUGCAGGAGCUGGAAGCCACAGUCUCUGAUGGUCACCUCCGCAGGAUCUACGCAACCAUGGACAAACGACAUGUCAAUUUAUAUUUGCCCAAAUUGUCCAUUUCUGGAACCUACGAUCUUAAAAAUGUGCUGGGCAAAAUGGGCAUCACCAAGGUCUUCAACAACGCAGCUGAGCUCUCGGGGAUCAGUGAGGAAACACCCCUGAAGCUGUCCAAGGCCCUGCACAAGGCCGUGCUGACCCUAGACGAGAAAGGGACAGAAGCUGCCGGGGCCACAUCCCUGCACGCCAUGCCAAUGUCACUUCCCCCGGAUGUCAAGUUUAACAGGCCCUUCUUCAUGGCCAUUUAUGAUAGAAACACUGAAUGUCUCCUCUUUAUGGGGAAGGUAGUGGAUCCCACCCAAAAAUAA
This is a messenger RNA of Miniopterus natalensis, 1254 nucleotides long. Lineage: Eukaryota; Metazoa; Chordata; Mammalia; Chiroptera; Miniopteridae. The record is from RefSeq and is a predicted model, not a curated record.